GUCGAGCUUCCGAGGCUUUUGUAACACACUCGCCGUGAAUGUUACCAAACGCAGCGAUCGUGAUGUUAAGAAACUGAUCCACGCUCCACAAACGGACUCUUAAAGAAAAUCAGCAUGUCCCACACGUGUAUUCACUGGUUCCGCAAGGGGCUCAGACUGCACGACAAUCCAGCACUGAUCGCUGGUCUGAAGGACUGUAAGGAGCUGUACCCUGUAUUUGUCUUGGAUCCUUACCUUUACAACAAGGCUUUUGGCUUGAACCGCUGGAGGUUUCUUAUAGGAUCACUCAGGGACCUGGAUUGCAGCCUCAAAAAACUCAACUCAAGGCUGUUUAUUGUCAGAGGUGAACCUAAGGAUGUGUUCCCCACGCUCUUUAAGAAGUGGAAAGUGUCAAAGUUGACUUACGAGUACGACACAGAACCUUACAGUUUAAGCCGUGACCAAACUGUCACAGAACUGGCUAAAGAACAUGGGGUUGAAGUCAUUUACAAAGUAUCACACACCCUCUUUGACAUUAACAGAAUAAUCGAAGCAAACAAUGGCAAGCCUCUUCUUACCUAUAAGCGGAUGCAAGCCAUUGUAAGUGACCUUGGUUCUCCUAAAAAGCCAAUCCCUGCUCCGACUGUGAAUGAUAUAAAAUAUACAAGUACUCCAUCCUCUAAAGACCAUGAGGAGAAGUUUGGUGUUCCUACACUAGAUGAGCUGGGUCAUGACAUUGCAUCCAUCUCUGAGGAGCUUUUUCCAGGUGGAGAAGUAGAGGCUUUGAAGAGGCUAGAUGAACACAUGAAAAGAACUCAAUGGGUGUGUAAUUUUGAAAAACCCCAGACCUCUCCUAAUUCUCUGAUGCCAAGCACCACUGUUCUUAGUCCUUAUGUCACGUUUGGUUGCUUGUCUGCACGCACUUUUUGGUGGAGGUUGGCAGAGGUCUAUCAAGGGAAAAAGCACUCCUCUCCUCCAGUUUCUCUGCAUGGUCAGUUACUUUGGAGGGAGUUCUUUUACACAGCCAGUUUAGGAAUCCCCAACUUCAACAAGAUGAAAGACAACCCUGUAUGUACGCAGGUGGACUGGGACAAUAAUCCAGAAUUCCUGGCCGCUUGGAGAGAGGCUCGGACAGGGUUUCCAUUCAUCGAUGCCAUUAUGACACAGCUGAGGACUGAGGGGUGGAUUCACCACCUGGCCAGACAUGCUGUUGCCUGCUUCCUUACUCGAGGCGACCUUUGGAUCAGCUGGGAGGAAGGACAAAAGGUUUUUGAGGAGCUUUUGUUAGAUGGAGACUGGGCUUUGAAUGCCGGGAACUGGCAAUGGCUCUCAGCAAGUACCUUCUUUCACCAGUUUUUCAGAGUCUACUCCCCCGUGGCAUUUGGCAAGAAAACAGACAAAAAUGGAGAUUAUAUCAAAAAGUACCUGCCUUUAUUGAAAAAGUUUCCACCCCAGCACAUUUAUGAGCCAUGGAAAGCUCCUCGCAGUGUCCAGCAGGCUGCAGGAUGCAUUAUUGGCAAAGACUAUCCAAAGCCUCUUGUAGAGCAUGAAGUUGUGAGGAAGAAGAAUAUUCAGAGGAUGACGUUAGCCUAUGCCAAGAGAUCAGCAGAUAAGUCUGAGUCACCCAGCAAAAAACAAGGUGUGAAACGCAAAGCACCAUCUGUUGUGGACAUGUUGAAUAAAAAAGCAAAACAGAAGUAAAGCAAAGCAGUAGCCAAAUGAACAUUGUAUUAUAAGGGGUCUUAAACUGUGUGUGGUUUACAUUUUUUUAAACAAAUAUUUUCUUUUGCACAUUUUGCAGUUGUGUGUACUUGCUUCCCGUCUAUAGUCUUAGUUUCUUUUUUUCUUUUCUUUUUUUUUUUUUUUUUUUUAACAAUAAAUACUGUUUUUGUUGCU
Molecule: messenger RNA, 1875 nt
Organism: Periophthalmus magnuspinnatus
Lineage: Eukaryota; Metazoa; Chordata; Actinopteri; Gobiiformes; Gobiidae
Gene: cry5
Product: cryptochrome circadian regulator 5
Exons: 11
Coding region: 115-1680 (521 amino acids)
Biological process (GO): entrainment of circadian clock by photoperiod; circadian regulation of gene expression
Cellular component (GO): cytoplasm; nucleus
Molecular function (GO): FAD binding; DNA binding
Source: RefSeq, a predicted model, not a curated record